Messenger RNA from Mytilinidion resinicola, 348 nucleotides. RefSeq lists its product as uncharacterized. The record is from RefSeq and is a predicted model, not a curated record. Lineage: Eukaryota; Fungi; Ascomycota; Dothideomycetes; Mytilinidiales; Mytilinidiaceae. The transcript has 2 exons. Bases 1 to 348 code for a protein of 115 amino acids.
AUGGGCGACAACGCAGCCGACCACAAAAUGGAGGACGACACCGCCAUGCAGAGCCCCGCCACCGGCACCAUUGAAAAGGGCAAGGGAAAGGCCGCUGAGCAGCAGCCAGACCUUAGCAUGGACGAAGAGUCGUCCGAUGAAGAGGAGUCUGGCGCUGAGAACGAGACAGCUGAGCCGGAGGACGAGGAUACGAUGGAGGAAAUCAACACCGACAACAUCAUCAACGACGGCCGGCGCACUCGCGGCAAAAGCAUCGACUUCAAGAAGGCCGCUGCCGAAUUGGACGACGACGAUGAGGAAGACGACGACGAGGACUUCCAGGACCCAGACGAUGCGAUGGAGGAGUAG